AUGCCUCUCUUCUCCAAACUUGCCACCGGCGCCGUGGGAGCCAUCCACGUCUAUAUCGUCGUCCUCGAAAUGUUCCUCUGGGACACUCCCCGUGGCCACAAGGCCUUCAAGCUGGCCCCCGACUUUGCCACCAAGACAAGAGUGUUGGCGGCCAACCAGGGCCUCUACAACGGCUUCCUGGCCGCGGGGCUCUUCUGGGGGCUCGCACAACCGGUGGAAGAGUUUGCGGCGCAGAUCAGGCUGUUCUUUUUGGGGUGUGUAGGAGUCGCCGGCGUGUAUGGCGCAGCGACGGCGAGCAGGAAGAUUCUCAGCGGUUCCGACUUUGAGGUCCAGGACGAUGACAGCCGUCCAGAAAAGCCCAGCAGGAAAAGGCCCAAGAUAGCAACGGCUUCAACGGCUUCUGGUUCUUCACGCCCAGUCAAAUUUGACAGCUCCCUCUCCAGAAGUCUCUUCGCGCAGGAAGCCAGGAAAGCGACAAAAGAGGAAACAUGUCUCCCGCCAUCGCGCCAGCACUCCAUCCUAUACCACAGACCUCUCCUCUUGGAUGAACAAGUUGGAUCUCGGGGCCGCAAGGCGCUGCUCUCGUGGUUCGACUCAGUUAGUCAAUCGCGGUCCAUGCCAUGGAGGAAAGCGUGGGUUGACCCCAAAACGAUAUCAGACCCAGCCGAGCUCCGAAAGACACUCGAAAAACGCGCGUACGAGGUCUGGAUUAGCGAAAUCAUGCUGCAGCAGACGCGCGUGGCCGUCGUCAUUGACUACUGGAGCCGCUGGAUGGCCAAGUGGCCGACAAUUCACGAUCUAGCAGCUGCAAAGCCGGAGGACGUCCUGUCCGCGUGGAGCGGGCUUGGAUACUACAGCCGCGCGACAAGGAUACAUGAAGCAGCGAAGCUGGCCGUCGGUGACCCAGACAUGGAUGGCCUUUUGCCGUCUUCUGCAAAGGAUCUCGAGGCCAAGAUACCCGGUGUUGGACGGUAUACCGCCGGCGCCAUCUCAUGCAUCGUAUUUGGCCGCGCGGAGCCAAUGGUUGACGGCAACGUGCUGCGGGUGUUGAGCAGGCAGCUAGGCAUACACGGCAAUAUCAAGACGGGCAAAGCCGUCAUCGACGCUAUCUGGGCAGCGGCGGAUGCCAUGGUGAAAGCGACUUCCGAGCUGGACAGUGUCGAUGGCGAGACGAGCUCCGAACCCAACGACAGACCGGGGCGAUGGGGUCAGGCGCUGAUGGAGCUGGGCAGCACCAUCUGCACCCUGAAUCCCAAUUGCUCCCAGUGUCCGAUUACGGCGACGUGUCGCGUUUAUAAGGAGGGCGAGCUUAAAGCCAGCAAAUCAAAGGAGAAGCCAAAGAGGAUAGCGGACAUUGAAGACGCAGCAUGCAUUCUAUGCGAACCGUUUGAGGACGGCGAACGAGACAGCGAUGACGACUCUACCCAAGACAAAAGCCGCAGCACCGGCACCAACAAGAUAGAAGCAAGGCAGGGCAAGCAAGCAACACUAGCAGCGUUUGCUUUUACGAGGAAACCCGCCAAAGGCGCUUCAUCCUCUUCCUCUCCUUCAGCGACGUCUGCGGCCCCUUCCAAAGCAACGAUGGACACCAUCACCGCCCACGCCCGCCGAUUCCCCGUCAAGGCCAUCAAAAAGGCAGUCCGUGAAGAAGAAACGCUCGUCUGCGCGAUCCGCCGAAGCGAUGGCCAAUACCUCAUCCACCGCCGGCCACUCAAAGGCCUUCUGGCUGGGCUCUGGGAAUUUCCCAGCCAACUGCUUGAGCAGUCGACGAAACCAGACAAGAGGAAGCGAGAGCAGCUAGCUAUGGGUUAUGUAUCAAGUUUGUUGGGUGGUAGCAAAGGAACAAAGAAGAAGCCGACGAGAAUAUCAUGCGCGGGAGAGCUUGGCAGUGUGCCCUGGUUAUUCUCGCACAUCAAGCUAACGAUGCAUGUGUUCUUGUUCGAAGUGGGUGACGAUGCUGAGGUGACAGGUGAUGAAGAACAGCCGAGACGGUGGGUGGCUGGUUCUGAUGUUGAUGCAGAGUCCAUGGGAACGGGGAUGCGCAAGUGCUGGGAGAUGGUAAAUAAUGCAUUGAAAGAGCUGUAG
Trichoderma citrinoviride is the source of this 2085-nucleotide messenger RNA. RefSeq names its product DNA glycosylase. The transcript has 2 exons. The coding region runs from base 1 to 2085 and encodes 694 amino acids. Gene Ontology annotation, molecular function: 8-oxo-7,8-dihydroguanine DNA N-glycosylase activity; oxidized purine DNA binding; adenine/guanine mispair binding. The record is from RefSeq and is a predicted model, not a curated record. Gene Ontology annotation, cellular component: nucleus. NCBI's taxonomy places the organism in Eukaryota, Fungi, Ascomycota, Sordariomycetes, Hypocreales, Hypocreaceae. Gene Ontology annotation, biological process: base-excision repair; mismatch repair.